Molecule: messenger RNA, 773 nt
Organism: Podarcis muralis (Common wall lizard)
Lineage: Eukaryota; Metazoa; Chordata; Lepidosauria; Squamata; Lacertidae
Product: histone H4
Cellular component (GO): nucleosome
Molecular function (GO): structural constituent of chromatin; protein heterodimerization activity; DNA binding
Source: RefSeq, a predicted model, not a curated record
AGUUCGUUAAGAAGAUGUCAGGACGUGGAAAGGGAGGCAAGGGGUUGGGGAAAGGAGGCGCCAAGAGGCACCGCAAAGUGCUCCGCGACAACAUCCAGGGCAUCACCAAGCCCGCCAUUCGUCGGCUCGCUCGCCGCGGAGGAGUCAAGCGCAUCUCCGGGCUCAUUUAUGAGGAGACCCGCGGCGUCCUCAAGGUCUUCCUCGAGAACGUCAUCCGCGACGCCGUCACCUACACCGAGCACGCCAAGAGGAAGACGGUCACCGCCAUGGACGUGGUCUACGCUCUCAAGCGCCAGGGCCGCACUCUGUACGGCUUCGGCGGCUAAGGCUCCUCCGCUUCCACAGACCAAAACGUCAACAAAAGGUCCUUUUCAGGGCCACCCACCUUUACCUGAAAAGAGCCAAUCGCUAACGCUAUUUUACCUAACGCACUGGAAUUACUGGAAUAAUACCCAAAAUACAUAGAAACCUAGCUCGAGGCAUCGAAUCUUUUACUUUACAGUAUAAAGAGCCCUGGUUAUUUUGUUCCGAUAGUGGUAAGCUCAAUUUGCUUGUAUGUAUUUUCCUCUUAAAUAUUUCUGAAUUCUCGUUGCCUUCUGUAGCGGUGGGUUGCCCACAUUUUCCUAAAAAACCGAUAAUACUUUUGUUUUCAGAAGCGAUUACAAAUACGUGCUUGGAUUUUCGUUUUGCACUAAUACAUUAAUUAUGAGUUGGGGCCAAGUGGGCGUCUCCAACGUAGCUUCCUUUCAACUGCAUUGUGGAGUAUUGGGUAG